Messenger RNA from Plasmodium fragile, 717 nucleotides. RefSeq lists its product as uncharacterized. The record is from RefSeq and is a predicted model, not a curated record. NCBI's taxonomy places the organism in Eukaryota, Apicomplexa, Aconoidasida, Haemosporida, Plasmodiidae. The transcript has 2 exons. Bases 1 to 717 code for a protein of 238 amino acids.
AUGAAGGUGGCCUACUUUUUGUCCGCUCUGGACUUGCUCAUUAUUUUCAGCUUGUACUUGGGAGGGACGUGUAGCGGUUUCGUGGGCAUUGAUGCCUGUAUAACACAUGGCCGAAUUUUGGAUGAAGCGCCGAAGGAGACCGCCGGUGUGAGCGGUGGUUCAAGCGGUGAUGCGAAAGGCGAUACGAAUGGUGAUGCGAGUGACACCACGAAUGCUGUAGCCAAUGGUACCGGCAAUGGUACCGGUAACGGGGCCUCCAGCGGUGAUGCAAGUGGCGGUUCCAACCCCCCCACGGAGAACAGUGGUAGUGAGGGAAGUAACCCAGAGAACUCAUCUACUCCUUCCAGCAACUCGCCAACGACUGGCGAGAAGAAGACCCCUCCAGGUAGCGAAGGUCAAACGGGUGACCCCAAUGUACAGGCAACAAAGGAAGAUGAUGCCGACCAGGACGGCGAUGAUUACAGCGAUGCAGAGGAUGAUGGGCCAUACGAUUUACAUGACCAUGACGAAAAUGAAAAUUUAUGUUUGGAUAAUAAUGGUGGAUGUGGAGAUGACAAAAUAUGUGAAGAGUUAGGGAAGGGGAUAGUGAAGUGUUUGUGUAAACCUGGGUAUAAGUUGGUUGGCAUUGAGUGUGUGGAGUCAUCCACAUCGUCUUCCUUGAAUUCUUUUUUUUGUUGGUUUCUGCUUCUGAUUAUUGUUUUGGCUUCCAUUAAUUAA